AUAUAGGAAACCGGACAGAUUUGUGUAUGUGACUGACAAGAUAAAUCCGAUGGGCAUGACUGAAGUUAUCGUCAUAAUACAGUUGACGGGAGAAUAUCUGCGGCGUUCAGUCAUGCUGCAACCUGACCAUUGAACUGAAAACAAGUGUUUCCCUUAUAUGGCAACACUUUGAGUAGUUGGUGGAGCCCUAACCAGUAGCUCAACAUGCCAAUAGAGUGCCUCCUCCUUUAGAUGCACUUCCCUCAUCUCCUGACUGUUCAAGCAAGAGAAUAAGGUGUUAGGACCACAAGCACGAUGGGCCGCCCGAGUUUAUAUAUGAUUCUGCUCGCAUUCAUUUGUCACAGUUAUGGCCAGGACGCAUUCAAUCCACUUUAUAGGUCCAAAAGGAUUCAAGAAAGUGCUGGAUCAGAUUCCAAUGAUUGUUUGCCAAGAUCAAAUGGGCCACAGAUCUCCACAAACUCUCCCAACUUCUCUGUGGAUCUUCGAAUGCCUGGUGUCAUCCCAGCUAAGUCGGACACUUACUUAUGCAUGGCAUUCCCUGUGCCAACUACCCGUAGUCAUGCUGCAUAUGUUGUGGACUUCAUACCUCAGGCUACUAUGAACACAGUCCAUCACAUGCUGCUGUUUGGCUGCAAGUCGCCCGUCUCCACCACCAAUUACUGGGACUGUGGCAGUACACGGGGUACUUGUAAAGAUGGAGCAUCCAUUUUGUAUGCAUGGGCUCGAAAUGCACCACCAACGAAACUACCAAAAGAUGUUGGUUUUGAAGUUGGACGGAAUUCAGGAGUGUCAUACUUUGUGCUACAGAUCCAUUAUGGAGAUAUCAGUGCUUUCCAAGAUCAUCACAAAGAUUGCUCGGGUCUCACUCUGACAAUAACAUCCACCCCGCAGCCAUUUAUUGCUGGGAUUUACUUGCUCAUGACCAUGGACACUGUUAUCCAGCCAGGAAAAAGAGUUACAAAUGCGGACAUCGCCUGUGACUACACCUCGUAUCCGAUUUACCCGUUUGCCUUUAGGACACACACACAUCGUUUGGGAAAAGUGGUCAGUGGCUACAGGAUUCGAAAUGGAAAGUGGAGCCUGAUUGGGAGACAGUCUCCUCAACUACCGCAGGCUUUCUAUCCUACAAACCACGAUGUGGAUGUGCAAUAUGGAGAUACGCUCGCCGCCAGAUGUAUGUUCACUGGUGAAGGCAGAAGCGAAGAAACAUACAUGGGGGGUACCUCUGAUGACGAAAUGUGCAAUUUCUAUAUCAUGUACUACAUGGACAGCAAACAUGCCAUCCCUUAUAUGAACUGCAUGAAACAAGGCUCUGCCAAAUUGUUUCAGCACAUUCCACCUGAAGCCAAUAUUCCCAUUCCUGUCAGUCCCGAAAACAUGAACGCCAUGAUGCAUAUGGCACAUUCAACAGGUCACCAAGAUGCAGUAUCUCUGCCAGGUACAGCCAGUGAAGAGCAGCCUUUCAUUCAGGGUGAUCUCUAUUCUCUAAUGUCCAAGCUGCUAGGUCAAAACCAUGAUGUAGUAGACAGUCAUAAGUACAACCCCAGUAAGAUACACAGGGUCCAGCCUGAGCUGGUGGCUCAGAUUCAUAGCUUAAUACAAAAGAAAAACUUGGGCUCUCCUGCUGCUUCGCUGGCCCUCCAGACCAACAGGCACCCUGUUUUGAUGAGGGACAGAGUCCAUAAAUUCCAUCAGCUUGAGGCCAUGCCCAAGCUGACAAAAAGCAAGUUGCUGUUUCAAAGACAAGAUACCCAUCUGGAGCAAGACCCAACAUGGCCACAGAAUUCUCUCCAGCUGGGUCAGGUGUCAGGACUUGCCAUUGACUCAGACUCCAACCUGGUCAUUUUCCACAGAGGUGACCAUCAGUGGGGACCAGAUUCUUUUGACACCCAGGCUUUGUAUCAGCAGAGGUUCCUUGGCCCUAUUCAACAGUCCACUAUUUUGGUUGUUAAUGUGGACAAUGGCAAUGUCCUCAAGGCUUCUGGAAGAAAUAUAUUUUACUUACCUCAUGGAAUAACCAUGGACAAAGACAAUAACUACUGGGUAACUGAUGUGGCUCUUCAUCAGGUUUUAAAAGUGAGUAGUGAUGGUGGUGACAGAACCUUGUUGUCUCUGGGAGAGGCUUUCAAACCAGGAAGUGACCAUAACCAUUUUUGUCAACCCACCGAUGUGGCAGUCGAUUAUGAAACUGGGAACAUUUUUGUGUCUGAUGGCUACUGUAAUGCAAGGAUACUCAAAUUCUCUGCUGAUGGAAGAUAUCUUUCGGAGUGGGGAGCUGGCUCUUCAGACCGUAGAAGGCGUACACCGUUCCGGAUCCCACACAGCCUUGUAUUUCUGCCAAAGAGAAAUGAAGUGUGUGUGGCUGACCGGGAGAAUGGACGCAUCCAGUGCUUUAUAGCUCAAACUGGAGAGUUUGUUAAGGAAAUAAAAAAAGAAGAGUUUGGAGAAAGUGUCUAUGCCAUCACUUACAGUCCGUUUGGAGGUGAGGAUGGCACAAUCUUUGCAGUAAAUGGAAAAUCUAUGGAGGGAAAUUCCCCUCCUCCAACUGGUUUUGCAAUAAAUUAUGCAACCAAGGACAUUCUGGAUACCUUCAGCCCAAAGAAAUGGGAGUUUCAAAUGCCUCAUGACAUUGCUGUUACCCAAAAUGGUAGCAUCUUUGUCGGGGAUGCGACCAGCAAGACUGUUUUCAAGUUUACAGCUGAGAAGGCACAUCGUUCAGUCAAGAAGGCUGGCAUUGAAGUUCAAGAACUUGAAGAAAUUGAGGCAUUUAUCCAAACCAAGGAGACGCCAGAGCAGAACGUGUCAAAGACUGCAGCAGUUGAACAGAAGCCAUAUUUGGCUCAACACCUGAAGCCACAAGACGAGGAGAAGAAAAAGACUGUUCCCCAUCCAAACAAAGAGCAAGGUCUCCUACCGGUGGUCAUCACUCUGCUCUUGCUCAUCCCUCUUCUGCUUGUCAUCUCCGUAGGAGUCUUCAUCUGCUGGAGAAAAAACAACCGGUAUGAGGUGAAAACUGGGCCCAGUGCUGUUGGAGGGAUUUUAGGAAAAAUCAGUGGUAAAGCAGUCGGCAGCCUGAACCUCGGAAACUUCUUUGCCUCCCAUAAGGGUUACAGUCGUCAGGGCUUUGACCAACUGAGUACUGAAGGCAGCGACCAGGAACGGAACGACGAGGGGAGCAGCGAGUCUGAGAACGAAGAGUACUCCGCUCGUCCCACACCACCUCCAUCCUCCUCUUAGGAAGAUUUGGAGCGCACCACAACCUUUUGCUUACAUGGCCAGGGUAUAUUUCAUGUCAUUCAUCAUCAUGUAACUGUUGUGUUAGAUGCCUUAUUGUUUAUAUAUUUAAGUAGGGACUGUACAUAAGUUUAUUUGUUUUGUUGCUAUAAUUAAAUCAAAUUAUUUAAUCUUAAUUUAACAAGCCCAUGUUCCGAAAACAGCCUUGGAUUUUCAACUUCUUUCCUAAAGUUGCAUUUAAUUUGAAGUUUUGUGCUCUUGUUGAUUUAAGGUGAGACAUUUUUGAUGUUUACCAAAAGUUUUUCACAUUGAAUCAUUUGACACAGUUAAUAUUUUAUGGCGGCAUUACAACCAGCAUGAGUAUUUAAAAAUACAGGGCCGUAAAUAAGAUCACAGUUGGGUAAAAAUAAAAUGACAUACAGUGGCGAU
Messenger RNA from Hippocampus comes (tiger tail seahorse), 3663 nucleotides. RefSeq names its product peptidylglycine alpha-amidating monooxygenase (gene pam). The record is from RefSeq and is a predicted model, not a curated record. The coding region runs from base 295 to 3237 and encodes 980 amino acids. Lineage: Eukaryota; Metazoa; Chordata; Actinopteri; Syngnathiformes; Syngnathidae. Gene Ontology annotation, molecular function: protein binding; copper ion binding; peptidylglycine monooxygenase activity. Gene Ontology annotation, biological process: peptide metabolic process. The transcript has 28 exons. Gene Ontology annotation, cellular component: membrane; extracellular region.